AGAUUUCUCAUUAGGAUUAUCUUUAGAAAAUCAAGGCUUAACAACAUAUAAACCACCUGCAACUCAUGAUCAGAUUUUAAUAACACAAAAUAAUCUAAUCAUAAUAGGAUUAAUUAAAAUAUUAAAGAAAUUAGAAGAAAUAAAUAUGAAUAACAAAAUUACCAGAGAACUUGAUGAUAUAGGACAAAAGCUAAGUAAUUUAAAAAUAUCCACAUCUGAAGAUAAUAUUAGAAUAAUAAAAAAGACUUUUAAUGGAAGUUUUAUACCAGCAAUGCGAAGUUCUUUAGUGCCCAUAUCACCUAGUGGCCCUUUCAUAGUGCUCAAAAAGCAGUUACCAAUGGGUGCAUUUCAGACCUGUUUGACACCACCUCCCUCUCUUUCUCUUUUCCUCAUUUUAUAGCGCCUUAGACCACCCUCCACUAUGUAUAGACAAGAAGACAUGUUAUUAACUCACAUGCAUGGCUAUAUGCUCUGGCAGUGCCCUAAACCUCAAUAUCUUUUGAAAAUUUUUAGGCUCUGAUGAUUUCCAUUCCUCUCCAUGCCACCACCACACAUCCACACCUGAUGAUCUGGUCACUAUGUUAGAAUUAUUGAUAGUGCUUUAGAAUGCUGAAGUUUUAAAACAAGCUGAAGUUAAGCAAGAUGGUACAGAAGGAAAUUUGGAAAAUAGGAGUAGAAAUGAAUGGUUUCAGUUGAUGAUUAAGGAUAACCCAGUGGCCAUUCUAUUGAUCUUGGUUCAAUCAUCCACAAGGAAGGAAAAACUGUAGAGCAGGGCAUAGAAAGCAGAGAGAUGAUUCAAUGGUGCUAUGUGGUAAACCUUAUUAGGCGGUUUGAAACCAACCAUGCUUCAUGGAAAAUGCUAGGAAAUUAAGGGCGGGCAAAAACACAUUUAUUUGAUGUUUUUAUCGAGUCAUGUAGCAAAGCAAUUUAAGUGACCCAGGAUUAUUCUGUAAGAGUAAACUUUGCAGCAUUAAUAGGGCUACAUGUUGACUGCAUUACCUUGAAUCAUUCUAGAUUCAGUCCAAAAGCACUUCACUUGGUGGAAGUAAGGCCAUCUCUUUGCAUUAAAAUGGUUUGUACUUUUGAUGGCUAAUAUUAAAAGGGAAAAGUCAAUGAAUUAUGAACAUACAGCUCAGUUGGUGUAUGUGUGCCACAAUUGCUGUCUGUGUUGGUCUAGGAGAUUCCUGUUUUUCUGAUUUUAUACUCGUCUUCCAAUCUCUUUUCACCACUAGAGUUUAUUGAGAAAUAGAAGGUUUUAUAGGAUAUAACAAAGGCAUAUAGCAUAUUUCAAAACAUACCAUUGACUGGAGUCGCUGUCCAAUCAUGAACUGAUGAUCUGUUUUAUGUUCUCGUACAUUUGCACAGCAUAUUUCAAAGCAUACCAUUGAGUAGAGUCACAGUGGAUUGGUAUUAUCUACUCUUAAUCUUCUUGCACUCUCCACUAACAUGCAGUUGCUCACAUUGCCUUGCAGAUUCCCCUUGAUUCGUCAUCAAUGGAUGUUGCUGUUUUUUGUCUUUCACUCAUGGGAACCAACUUCCCAAAUUACCUACAGGAAGCACAGAGAGUUCUUAAGCCAUGUGGCUGGCUUUUGAUAGCAGAAGUAAAAAGUAGGCUUGAUCCAAACACUGGAGGAGCAGACCCAAAUAGUUUUUCAAAGGCAAUCUGUGAACUUGGAUUUAAACUAAUUUCUAAGGAUUUCUCAAAUAAGAUGUUUGUUUUGUUUUUCUUCAAGAAGAAGGAGAAACCAUGUCGAGAAAAGGAAAUCGAAUGGCCUGAGCUGAAGCCUUGCCUGUAUAAGCGUCGCUAAGACAGUGGUGUUGGACUUUUCGGGUUGUUGACAUUUGUGAACCUUCGGCGCACCUUCCUAUAGUGGGGGGACUUGCAUGUGAGUGACUUUUCCACCAGCAUUUCACCUUUAACUAUUGCUGCUAUUCAUGGAUGCAGACCAUCCAAUGGUGAGUUGUUCAUUGCAUCGUAUUGCAUCAAUCUAAUGAUCGUGGAGCUCAUUUGAAGGACCAUUGUUUUCAUCCACCAUUAAAGGAAUGUGCAAUACACAUUAGGAUAUAAAUUGAUGUUAAUACAGGCUUUUACAUUAUUUGGAUCCCAUACAAGUAUAAUCAGUCAAUAUCUUGUAACCUUAACAUUUAUCAUUAUUUUUUUUGUUUAUAAUAACCUCUUCAACUUUCAGAAUUUUCACCAA
Messenger RNA from Macadamia integrifolia, 2201 nucleotides. Its product is annotated as ribosomal RNA-processing protein 8-like. Lineage: Eukaryota; Viridiplantae; Streptophyta; Magnoliopsida; Proteales; Proteaceae. The transcript is spliced from 4 exons. Gene Ontology annotation, molecular function: methyltransferase activity. Gene Ontology annotation, cellular component: nucleolus. Bases 1494 to 1808 code for a protein of 104 amino acids. The record is from RefSeq and is a predicted model, not a curated record.